Messenger RNA from Cephus cinctus (wheat stem sawfly), 1498 nucleotides. RefSeq names its product thymosin beta (gene cib). Gene Ontology annotation, molecular function: actin monomer binding. The transcript is spliced from 6 exons. Lineage: Eukaryota; Metazoa; Arthropoda; Insecta; Hymenoptera; Cephidae. Gene Ontology annotation, cellular component: cytosol. Gene Ontology annotation, biological process: actin filament organization. The record is from RefSeq and is a predicted model, not a curated record. Bases 182 to 697 code for a protein of 171 amino acids.
GGAAAGAAUGUUCAGUUCGAUGGUUCUGCAUGCCACGAACCGCUAAACCAGUCGGUAUCUCUUCAGUAUACUCUUUGCUCUCUUCGUUUGAACAUUUGGCUGGCUCGUAGCAGCACUCGUAGUGCACUUCAAGUCCCCCUAGUGACAACUGACAGAUUAACGAGUAAGCAUCACGCCCGUCAUGUCGAAUCCUGUGAGUCCCUCGCUUAAGGAUCUGCCCAAGGUCGCUCUGGAUUUAAAGAGUGAAUUGGAAGGCUUCAAUCAUGGCGGUAUGAAGAAAGCUGCCACUGCCGAGAAGAACGUGUUGCCCUCGGCCGAAGACGUGCGACAGGAGAAGCAGCACUCUGAAUUAAUUCACGGAGUGGAGACCUUCAAGCCGGAUCGUUUGAAGCACGCUGAUACCCAUGAGAAGAUUAUUUUACCCAAUGCCGAAGACGUCGCUGCUGAGAAGACUCAACAGACUCAACAAACCGUGAUCGCUGGUAUUGAAAAAUUCGAUCCAGCCAGGUUGAAGCACACUGAGACCCAAGAGAAGAAUCCACUACCCGACAAAUAUGUCAUUCAACGAGAGAAAGGGAAACAAUUGAUUUCCGGUAUCGAGAGCUUUAAUCCUGCCAAGCUGAAGCACGCAGAAACUCUCGAGAAGAAUCCUUUGCCAACGAAAGAAGCGAUCGACGCCGAAAAGGUCUCCGCUUAAGGAAACGUUGCAAAGAAGAAGUGUAAGAAGAAAACAAACAAAAGUACCGGAUAAACGAUAACAAGAACAACAUAACGCCAUCAAGAAGAAGGAGCUCUCGAUGUUUCUUCCAUUUUCUUAUAUCCUGAUAUCUCGUAACGGUCAUCAACCAUAUUACCGAUACGAUUCCAUCGCGAUAAUAUUUGUGUAAUCUUUCCUAGUACAUACUCGUAUUCUCGCCACGAUUUAUAUUGCCCGAUGUGGUUUUAUUCGCCGGGAUGGAAAAAUGGCGACGGGUUCUUUAUAAACAUUUAUACAUAUAAAUAUAUAUAUAUAUAUAUAUAAGCGUUGCUUUGGCUUUAAUAAGAAACAAUUAUAUCGUAGAUUGUGUCGAUGAUCGCUUUCCAAUAAGUCGUCGCUCAUUGUCGACUAGGCGUGUAGUAGUCGACAGGGUUUUGAAGGAUAAAAGAAAAUCGAAGCAAGAAUAAUAUAACAAUAAUAUAACUGCCAUUUUUUAAUGAAAUAUACAGAAAUGUAACCGUCGCCCCAUUUUCAUCCCCCAACUCGAGACUCGCGAAAGGGUUAUAUUUUUUAACAAGAAAGCUGCUCGCAGGCAAGCAUUAUUUUCAAUAGCAGCAAUAAUGGCGGAACAUAUUGCAUUAUACGAGCGCAGAUAUCGACAAUUGGGUAUUCGAUUGGUGUACUCGUGUAAAAAUCAUAUUUUAUAUAACGGGCUAUUGUACUUUUUUAAUAUUCAUGCACACCGCAUUUUAUCAUAACGAUAACAAUUAUUAUGAUGAAUAAUAAAAAGAUCAUUUGUAA